Brassica oleracea var. oleracea is the source of this 1631-nucleotide messenger RNA. RefSeq names its product pentatricopeptide repeat-containing protein At3g14580, mitochondrial. The transcript has a single exon. NCBI's taxonomy places the organism in Eukaryota, Viridiplantae, Streptophyta, Magnoliopsida, Brassicales, Brassicaceae. Gene Ontology annotation, molecular function: protein binding. The record is from RefSeq and is a predicted model, not a curated record. Bases 11 to 1228 code for a protein of 405 amino acids.
AAAAGAAACAAUGAUUCUCCGGAGACUUGUUCUGUCUGCAACAUCCAACUCAAAUCUCACAAGAAGCCAACCACUCUCUGUCUCCGCUACACGCCUCCUCUCAUCUUCUCCCGAUAGACAUACUCCUUCGGGUUACGACGAAAAACUCGCCAGACUAACCCACAAGGACUGGCUAGCCCCCAACGAGGUUCUAAAAAUCUUCGAAACCGUCAAAGACCCAACCUUCCUCAUCCCUGCCUACCGACACUACUCCAAACGCAAAGACUACCAACCCACAGAGCCUCUCUACGCCCUUCUCAUCAACAAGCUCGGACACGCCAAGAUGUUCGACGAAAUCGAACACCUCGUCAAAGCCCUAACCGUCGAGGAGAAACGGUGCCGUUUCUCCGAAGGGUUCUUCUACAGCCUCAUGAAGGUUUACGGGAACUCAGCCGGGAGAAUCAAUAAAGCGAUCGAUAUCCUCUUCUCCAUGCCCGAGUUCGGGUGCUGGCCGAGCGCGAAAAGCUUCAAUUUUAUACUGAACCUCCUCGUCAAGGCGAAGCUGUUCGACGAGAUUCAUGAGAUCUUCGUGAGGGCUCCUAACCUCGGCGUUGAGAUCGAUGGUUGUUGUUUGAAUAUACUUAUCAAGGGGCUGUGCGAGAGUGGGAAUCUCGACUCUGCACUCCAACUGCUCGACGAAUUUCCUAAACUAAAAUCGCGCCCUAACGUGAUGACGUUUUCUCCGUUGUUACGUGGGUUUUGUAAUAAAGGUGAGUUUGAGGGAGCGUUUAGGUUGUUGGAGAGGAUGGAGAAGGAAGGGAUCGAGCCGGAUGCUAUCACGUUUAAUAUUCUGAUCUCGGGGCUUAGGAGGAAAGGUAGGGUCGAAGAAGGGGUUGAGGUUAUGGAGCGGAUGAAGGUGAGAGGGUGUCAGCCGAAUAGUGGGACUUAUCAGGAGGUGUUGUAUGGUUUGUUGGAUAAGAAGAGGAACUUGGAAGCUGGAGAGAUGAUGAGGAAGAUGGUUUCUUGGGGUAUGAGACCUAGUUUCUUGUCGUACAAGAAGAUGGUUCUGGGGCUUUGUGAGACGAAGGAUGCUGCGGAAGUGGAUUGGGUUUUGAAGCAGAUGGUGAGUCAUGGUUUUGUUCCGAAAACGGGGAUGUGGUGGAAAGUUGUUGGCUGUGUAGUUGUGAAGAAUAAGGACUCUCAAGAAGUGUUGGAUCGCAUUAUUGAUCGCCAGGAAACAAGUGGAUAAUGUUUGUACAUUUGUUUGAAAGAUAGAACAUGCUUUGCACAGUUCUUUGAGUGGAAGAAGCAAAGACAGAGACUCGAAAAGUUGUUGACCAAGACACAGACUCAAAACUCAAAACUCAAAAGGUGUACGCGAACCCUUUGUCGUAAAGUUACAACUACAUUGACUUGGAACAUACUCAAAUAUCCAUCCUCAAGCCUUUGGUUACCUAUGAUUCGUUUUCUAUUCUUCCAUUUGGUGUGGCGACUUUCUCAGCUCUAGCAGAAGAGUUCUUGGCAUCCAUUUAUGUUGUUUCCAAGUUUGGAUUUACUUUCUGUACCUUUGCUUCUCUAUUUUUCCGAAAUCUCUGCAACACCUUUAAAAUCUUCUUUGGAGUUUACUGAUGUAUUUACAUGAUCAUCUUCGC